UUACAUAAUUAUGUAGGAAGAUUGAAUAAAUGUGUUUUGAUGUUUCAUAAUAAAAUACCUAUAUUUACUUUAAAAUAUCUGGCAAUUAAAGUCAAUGUUUAGUUUAUUACCGUGAUUGAUUCUUGUAUAAAAUGGAUACAUAUAGCAUGAAGGUGGGAAAUCAAGGACCUCAAAAAGAAAUUUACAUAAUUGAAAUAAAACCAAGUUUAUCUGGUACAUACCCACAGUUUAUAGACUCACAAGGCAUUCCUCUACAGAUUUUACAAAACACCCCCCUACAUGUAGUAACAAAAGACGAUCAAUACUCAUCAAUUCCAUCAAUAAGUUAUAAGUCUCAAGACCAGAUGAAUGUUACUCUUGCGAAUGAACCAUCAGACAAAGCCUCAGAGAUUGAUGAUAACUUUCAAGCUUUAACUACUGAAACACUGAGAAUUGAAGCACCAACUGUUUUCACAUGUAUUCCUAUGAGUAACAUAGUAAAGCAAAGACAAAUGGAAGACAAAACUAAAAUAACACAGGACUAUGUGCAUAUACCUGACAAACCUGUGCUACAGAGAGCAAUUGCAGUACUACCAUCAACACUACAGCUACGAAGAGGUAUUGUUACACCUCGUAAGCUACUUCCACCUCGGGUGCGAUUUGGACCUAUACAAGGUAUAAAGAGGAUAAUAUCUCCAAAUGAAGUGAAUGAUCUAAAAACCAAAGCAGUUUUAAACAAGACACCACUAUAUUUGUUGAAAGAAAAUAAUCAAACCAUACAUUUAGAUGUAUCAGAUAAAGAUAAAGCCAACUGGCUUUGUUUACUCCCUUUGGGUGAACAGGAUACAGCAAACGUGUGGAUAUAUGAAGACGAUGGUGAAUUAUACGGUAUAACCACGCACGUCAUACCCACACGAAAUGCACUGUCUUUGGGUUAUAGUAAGGCGUAUUGUGAUGAACAUAAGUUCGCAGAUGCAAUGCCAGUAAAGGAUCUAGAUGAAGAAUACGCAGCAGCGUCUAAAGAACAAUGGUGGUGUUACGAAUGUCGUAAACAGAUGACAUCGGCGACUUCACUACAACGACACAUGCAAGCCCAUCACCAUGAAGAAAAAGCGAUUCCUCAGAAACGUUAUCGAUGUCGUAAUUGUACUCGAAGCUUUUGCAGGCUGUUCACAUUAAAGCGGCAUUUGGCACAGCAUUGCUUAAAGAAAGAUUUCAUAACACAAGAAAAAUUAAACAAUUCGGAACAGAAUUUAACUGAUUCUAGUCAAAACUUCUCUCAAACUCUUGACGACAAUAGAACACCGUCAGAUGAAAGUUUUCAAAAUUACACAAACGGUUUGGAUUUCUCAACGAAUCUCUUCGACGAUCGCAUGGCCGGUCUCGACAUAUCCAACUCCAGGCCCGAAACUGAAUACAAUCCUUAUUCGCUAGACGAUAGAGUCGAUAAUCUUUUGACUAGUCAACUCGAUUUUCCGAAUACCAUGCAACAGAAUGAAAUUAAUAACGAGAAUAUACCAGUACAUGAGACAAAGACUCUAGUGUCGUGUACCGUUUGCAAUAAAGAUGUUGAAAAGGAGAACAAACGAGUGCAUUUAAAAGAGUGUCGAAGGAGUUCAUUGAGAUGCGAAUGCGGCAGAGUCUUCAAGAGUAAAAUUAGUCUAGCAGAACACAUUCACUCGGACCACACUUCUAAGAUAACUGACAAUACGGAACUCAAAUUAGCACCAGUCUCAACAAAUGAGUAUAAUUAUACUUGUGAAGUAUGUGAACAAAAAUUCAAGCGUCGAGGCAUAUUGGUUAAUCAUUUGUGGCGCGUUCACAAUAUAUCCGAUUCUAAAGUGCCUUUGGAGAAACGCGUGCGCCAUUUCCCGUGCGUGGUGUGCCCCAAAGUGUACGGAACCGCCGCGAAGAGGAACCAACACGUGCGGGUGCAUCAUCCAGGCGCUGAAAAAAUUCCAGCGCAGUCAAUAGAAGGCGGCGUCCGCGUGUACGAGCCGGCCCAGUGCUCGUUCUGCCCGCGACAGUAUGCCACGCGGGCCAAGAUGCUGCAACACGCCAGACUGCACCAUCCACAUCUGAUGAAACGACGUGUCGAAGAGAAAUAAAUUAUGUACUUAUUUUAUUGGAAUAUCCCACAAAACGAA
Messenger RNA from Bombyx mandarina (wild silkworm), 2126 nucleotides. RefSeq lists its product as uncharacterized. Lineage: Eukaryota; Metazoa; Arthropoda; Insecta; Lepidoptera; Bombycidae. Gene Ontology annotation, cellular component: nucleus. The record is from RefSeq and is a predicted model, not a curated record. Gene Ontology annotation, biological process: regulation of transcription by RNA polymerase II. Gene Ontology annotation, molecular function: protein binding; DNA-binding transcription factor activity, RNA polymerase II-specific; sequence-specific DNA binding.